CUUACAGACAACUUCGGGGAAGACCCUAGCAGCUCAAAGAUAUAUCUCAUCCCCGUCCGACAUUCGUUCAGUCUCCUUCGUGAAAAAUGGCGCUACUCGCGAGGAAGGUUUGCAAGGUUCUCUCACAGGCUGCUCAAAAAGGCCCAGUGACCAGGACACUCCACAUAGGAGCUGUGCAUCAGCAGGAUGCAACUAUUGCUCAAGAGACCAAAACAAAAUGUACUCUUAUUCCUGGAGAUGGAGUUGGACCGGAGUUGGUCUACUCUGUUCAAGAAGUAUUCAAAGCUGCAAGCGUGCCUGUCGAAUUUGAGACUUACUUCUUGUCUGAAGUCAAUCCCACGCUAAGUGCUCCCUUAGAACGAGUCUCUGGUAGCAUUGCCAAAAAUCGAGUCUGCCUCAAGGGCAUUUUAGCAACACCAGAUCAUUCUCACACUGGAGAGCUUCAAACUUUAAAUAUGAAGCUGCGUCGUAGCUUGGAUUUGUAUUCAAAUGUCGUGCAUGUUAAAUCUCUUCCUGGAAUAAAAUCACGUCAUCAGAACGUUGAUUGUGUAAUAAUAAGAGAACAAACCGAGGGCGAAUAUUCGGCCCUGGAGCACGAAAGUGUCAAAGGAGUUGUUGAGUGUCUGAAAAUUGUGACUGCAACAAAGUCUCAAAGGAUUGCUAAAUUUGCCUUUGACUACGCUACUAGAAAUCAUCGCAAGAAGGUUACUUGCGUCCAUAAGGCAAAUAUCAUGAAACUUGGAGAUGGACUGUUCUUACGGUCUUGCGAAGAGAUCGCAAAGCUGUAUCCUAGAAUACAAUUUGAAAAAAUGAUUGUUGACAAUUGCACCAUGCAGAUGGUGUCGAAUCCACGUCAAUUCGACGUCAUGGUGACACCAAACUUGUAUGGUAAUAUCGUAGACAAUUUGGCAUCUGGAUUAGUCGGUGGUGCCGGAGUUGUAGCUGGAGCAAGCUAUAGCGCUGAAUGUGUCGUAUUUGAACCUGGUGCGCGUCACACAUACUCCGAAGCUGUCGGCAAAAACGUAGCGAAUCCGACUGCGAUGCUUUUGUGUUCUGUAAAGCUCUUGAAUCAUGUGAAUUUGAGAAGCUAUGCCGAACAAAUUAGAGAUGCUAUCAACCGUGUCCUAAAUGAUGGAAAGAUUCGUACUAAGGAUUUGGGUGGACAAAGUUCUUCAACAGAUUUUACUAAGGCGGUUAUCUACAGCCUCCGCUAAUCCAAUGAUAGGUUUAAACAGAAGCAAGAAAUAGAAUAAUAUAGACCUCAUGGCGUUUCACAUGCAUUUACAGCUGCAAAAAUAUUUCAAGUAUGAUUACUGAUAUAAAUAUCAAAGGUGUUAUUUGUAUGUAACGCUAAGAGUUUACAUAGAAAUUGAUUCUGUAUUUAAUUUGAUAGUUUAUUUUAAAAAACUGGUGUAACGUUAUAGAUUAAUGUUGACAUGUUUAGUAUGUGAUUUGUUUCUAAUUAUUCAUGUUUUGUGUUCCUAUACUGUCGACUGAUCAUGUGAUAAACACCACGGAUCAUCAUUUGCUUGAAAUAUUUAUCAGACAUAAUGCAUGAUCGAAAUCCGUGCACAGAUAGUGCGUUGUUCAUUAAUAUACAGUAUUUUUGAUCGCCCUAAGAAUACAGGGAUACCAAAAAGUCAUGAUAUUAGUAAAGUCGUUAUAACGUUGUUGAUCAUAGCCAGUCUCAUUGUUAGAUGAAUACUGUAAUAUACGGAAAUUGUACAAAUAAUAAAUUAUCGUGAAUAUAGA
Athalia rosae (coleseed sawfly) is the source of this 1752-nucleotide messenger RNA. RefSeq names its product isocitrate dehydrogenase [NAD] subunit beta, mitochondrial (gene Idh3b). Gene Ontology annotation, molecular function: magnesium ion binding; oxidoreductase activity, acting on the CH-OH group of donors, NAD or NADP as acceptor; NAD binding. The record is from RefSeq and is a predicted model, not a curated record. Bases 87 to 1214 code for a protein of 375 amino acids. The transcript is spliced from 6 exons. Lineage: Eukaryota; Metazoa; Arthropoda; Insecta; Hymenoptera; Athaliidae. Gene Ontology annotation, biological process: tricarboxylic acid cycle; isocitrate metabolic process. Gene Ontology annotation, cellular component: mitochondrion.